AUGCUGCAGAGUUCUGCUGGAACUCCGGGCCGACCGGGGCUCCGGCUACUGGUCGUUGUGUGUAUGUUGUUCCUGUGCGUGACACCUGCAGCGCUUCACCCCCAGUGUUUGGACUUUAAGCCACCCUUCCGUCCAGAAAGAGAUCUGGAGUUCUGCAUCAUGUACCGGGAGUUUGGCUGUUGUGAUCGCCAGAAGGACCAGGAACUGAUGGCCAGAUAUUACCGGAUCAUGGAAAACUUCACUGAGAAGGGCCAUGAGAACUGUGCCGGCCUCGUGUUGGAGCUGCUCUGCCAGGAGUGUUCACCGUUUGCAGCUCACCUGUUUGAUGCUGAGGAUCCCAGCACCCCGCUCCGGACCAUCCCAGGCCUCUGCCCCGACUACUGCUCCCAGUUCUGGAACCAGUGCCGCCCAAUCAUCCCUUUCAUAUCAGAUUACACACCUUUAAAUCAGGCCAAAGACGAUCAGAAUCGUUUCUGCAAGCUUCUAGAGCUGGAUGAUGCUGAUUAUUGUUAUCCUCACCUACUCAGCAAUCAUAAGCUGAACCAGAACCUGGGCCGGGUUCAGAAAGAUUCUGAUGGUUGUCUGCAACUAUGUCUGGAAGAGGUGGCAAAUGGCUUGAGGAACCCACUGGCUAUGGUUCACGCCAAUGACGGUACGCAUCGGUUCUUUGUUGCAGAGCAGGUGGGGAUAGUGUGGACUUACCUCCCUGACCGAUCCAAGCUGGAGAAGCCAUUUCUGAACAUCACCAAGGCGGUGCUGACAUCAUCAUGGGAGGGAGAUGAGAGGGGCUUCCUUGGAAUCACGUUUCAUCCCAAAUACAAAUACAAUGGCAAACUGUAUGUGUACUACUCAGUGGAGGUUGGCUUUGAUGAGAGAAUAAGGAUAAGUGAGUUCAAGGUGUCAACCAAUGACAUGAAUCUGGUGGACCACACGUCAGAGCGGGUAAUUCUGGAGAUCGAUGAGCCAGCGUCCAAUCAUAAUGGAGGGAUGCUGCUCUUCGGGGAUGAUGGCUACCUGUACAUUUUCACAGGAGAUGGUGGAAUGGCAGGAGAUCCAUUUGGAAAGCAUGGGAAUGCCCAGAACAAGUCUGCCCUAUUGGGUAAAGUUCUUCGAAUUGAUGUGGACAACAACGAGAAAGGUCCGCUGUACAGAAUCCCCACAGACAACCCAUUCAUCCACGAGCCUGGCGCACGCCCAGAGGUCUACGCUUACGGUGUCCGUAACAUGUGGAGGUGCUCGGUGGACCGGGGGCAUCCACAAACCAAAGAGGGGAAGAGUCGGAUCUUCUGCGGGGAUGUCGGCCAGAACAAGUAUGAAGAAGUUGACAUCAUCGAGGAAGGUCGUAACUAUGGCUGGAGAGCGAAAGAGGGAUUCUCCUGCUAUGAUAAGAAGCUGUGCACCAACAGCUCACUAAAUGACGUGCUGCCCAUUUACGCCUACCCUCAUAAGAAGGGCAAGUCGGUGACAGGAGGAUACGUGUACCGAGGCUGUGAACACCCCAACCUGAACGGCAUGUACAUAUUUGGAGACUUCAUGAGUGGGCGUCUGAUGAGCCUAAAGGAGAAUACGAACUCUGGAGAGUGGAAGUAUAAUGAAAUCUGCAUGGGAAUGGGCCUGACAUGUGCCUUUCCUGGACUCAUCAACAACUACUAUCCGUACAUCAUCUCCUUUGCUGAGGAUGAAUCUGGCGAGCUGUACUUCAUGUCCACAGGAACACCGAGCGCCACGGCUCCUUCGGGAGUCAUUUAUAAAGUAGUAGAUCCGUCAAGGUGA
Xiphophorus hellerii (green swordtail) is the source of this 1773-nucleotide messenger RNA. Its product is annotated as HHIP-like protein 1. NCBI's taxonomy places the organism in Eukaryota, Metazoa, Chordata, Actinopteri, Cyprinodontiformes, Poeciliidae. The transcript has 7 exons. The coding region runs from base 1 to 1773 and encodes 590 amino acids. The record is from RefSeq and is a predicted model, not a curated record.